AACAUUUCGAGAGGGGGAGUGCAUAGAAAUGUCCAAGCAAAGCAAAGCAAAGGAAGGAAGGAAGAAAGGAGGAACACAAAUUCGCAUACUUUUAUGUGGAGGGUGACUUUGAUGAUGAAUCACCAUAGCAAUCAGAUAAACAGUUGGGGACAAUAUCCGAACCAGACUGGGUGCAUUUUCCGUGGUAGUUUUUCCUCCUGGUGGCAGGUUGAAAUUUUGUGGAAAAGUAGUGUCCGGUGACCGUUAGACCACGAUGGAUGACCAACCGAAGGCGGAAGGAGAAGCGGACAAGAAAAUCGUCCAUGUUUACCCUUUGGUAAAGUUUUCCGACAUGAAUGACGACGUUCGGGCAGAGGCGAUAGAACUGAGCAUUACAGCCUGUGAGAAAUACGCACAAAACUACGAGCACGCGGCCAAGGCGAUCAAGGAGCUUAUGGACAAAAAAUUCGGCACAUUUUGGCACGUGGUCGUUGGGGAAGGAUUCGGCUACGAGGUUUCGUACGAAACGAAGAACAUCCUGUACCUGUUUUUCGGUGGAAAUCUGGCCAUCGUCCUGUGGAAGUGUUCGUAGAAGCAAACCGGGCUCGGAGUAGUCGAAUUGGUCGAAAAGUUGGCGAUUGUAAUAAAAUGUAAAUUAAUUUUCCUGUAUAUAAGCAUUA
Messenger RNA from Culex pipiens pallens (northern house mosquito), 659 nucleotides. Its product is annotated as dynein axonemal light chain 4. Bases 254 to 571 code for a protein of 105 amino acids. The record is from RefSeq and is a predicted model, not a curated record. Gene Ontology annotation, cellular component: dynein complex. Gene Ontology annotation, biological process: microtubule-based process. NCBI's taxonomy places the organism in Eukaryota, Metazoa, Arthropoda, Insecta, Diptera, Culicidae. The transcript is spliced from 4 exons. Gene Ontology annotation, molecular function: dynein light intermediate chain binding; dynein intermediate chain binding.